GGCGGUUGGCGCUCAGUGUCCCGGAGGAGCAGCGCGGCCUCCCGCUCGUCCCGCGGGCCGUGAGAGUCGUGUGCUGUCGUGUCGGAGCGCCCACAGCCAUGCCGCUGCCCCCCGUCAUGUUCUGCGCUCAGCAGAUCCACAUCCCCCCGGAGCUGCCCGACAUCCUGAAGCAGUUCACCAAGGCGGCCAUCCGCACGCAGCCCGCCGACGUGCUGCUGUGGUCCGCGGGGUAUUUUUCAGCUCUGUCUAACGGAGAUCCACUUCCUGUAAAGGACAGAAUUGAAAUGCCUGUGGCCACACAGAAAACUGACACAGGCCUGACCCAGGGACUCCUGAAAGUCCUGCACAAACAGUUUAGACACAAGGAAUUUGUGGAAUUGCAAGACCUCGAGAAAAAGUGGAAAAACUUGUGCCUACCAGUAGAAAAAUUCAGAGCUCUCGUCAAACUGGACCCAUGCACUGACAAAAUUGAGUGGAUGAAGUUUUUAGCCCUUGGAUGUAGCACCCUUGGUGGGUCCCUGAACACCGCCAUGAAGCACCUGUGCGAGAUCCUGACCACCGACCCCGAGGGGGGCCCUGCCCGGAUCCCAUUCGAGACUUUUUCCUACGUCUACAACUACUUGGCCAGCCUGGACCCAGAGGUCCACUCGGCGGAGACGGAGUCCUACCUUGCCGCCUUAAAGGAGACCAUAGACUCCAAACACACUGGACUGAUAGGGCUUUCAGACUUCUACAUUCCAAGAAGGGCAUAUUAGAAAACUUGAAGAGAGAACUCUGAAUAGAUAGACAUUAAUAAAGGGAAGAACUCAUUUUAUUGUCAAAAUAAAAAUAGUGCUUGUGAGACCUUGGCACCCAAUACAGCUUGUCGCUGAUCACAUGAAUGUGUGAGUUCUUCCAUUUCCGCUGCUCACCAAGCCUUAUAAAGACCCCAAGUGUGACAAGAUCACAGAAGUACGCCAGCUCUUGUUAGGGAAAUCCUCUGUUCGGGGGGGGGGGGGGAGAGGAAGUUUA
Molecule: messenger RNA, 1011 nt
Organism: Jaculus jaculus (lesser Egyptian jerboa)
Lineage: Eukaryota; Metazoa; Chordata; Mammalia; Rodentia; Dipodidae
Gene: Ropn1l
Product: rhophilin associated tail protein 1 like
Exons: 5
Coding region: 99-755 (218 amino acids)
Source: RefSeq, a predicted model, not a curated record